AUGGCCCCCUUCAACCUCUCCGCAACCCUUAACGCUUUGAGAAUUCUAAAGUCCCCGACACUCCUUUGCCCACAUCUCACAAUUCCCACCUUCGACCAUCUACCUGUCCCUCUUUCCACCGCAUUGAAUGCAGAUAUCCGCGCGGUAAUCUUGGACAAAGAUAACUGCUUCGCCGUGCCACAUGCCAAGGAGGUUUACCCGGCUUACAAAGAUACGUUUGAGAAGCUAAGAAAGGAAUAUGGAGAUCGGUUAUUGAUUGUUAGCAAUUCGGCAGGAACAGAUGAUGAUGUUGGUCAUGUCGAGGCGGAGGUAUUGGAGAAGAAUACAGGGGUGAAUGUCCUGCGCCAUUCUACUAAGAAGCCGGGAUGUCAUCCCGACAUCAUGAGGUAUUUGACGAGCAAGACGGAUGUCAAGAGAGCAGACCAGGUCGCAAUUGUGGGGGAUCGGCUCUUCACAGAUGUUCUUAUGGCAAAUAUGAUGGAGUCUUGGGCAGUUUGGGUCAAUACGGGAGUGGUAAAUUCAGAACGGACUUUUUAUGGGCAAACCGAGAGAGGGUUACUGGGUGUCAUUAAGUGGGGUGGUGGAAGGGCCCCAGUACCGACCAGGGGUGUUUGGGGGUAGAAUGGAUGUUUCCCGUGCAGUGCCGUGCUUAUGGUGCUGGUGCCCACGAGUUGGCAUCCGACCGGGUCCGAUACAUAUCGAUUCCGCCGCAUCCCUCUGGCUUUGCUGGGAGUUAAGCACCUCUGUUAUUCCCGCUUUGCCGUCUAUUUCUUCGGGUGGGGGGCGGAGUUGUUGCUGCGUUGUUUGUGUUGUUAGAAUUCUCCUGUCUUCUACGAGCGACUAGCGCUCCUAGCUCUCACGAGAUCUGCUGGACACUAUACUUGUAUCAUAAUAUCCCUGGAAAGAGGCAUCAAUUUAGGCUAUCUUCAGAUGGGA
Molecule: messenger RNA, 936 nt
Organism: Tuber melanosporum (Perigord truffle)
Lineage: Eukaryota; Fungi; Ascomycota; Pezizomycetes; Pezizales; Tuberaceae
Exons: 4
Coding region: 1-621 (206 amino acids)
Biological process (GO): cardiolipin biosynthetic process
Cellular component (GO): mitochondrion
Molecular function (GO): phosphatidylglycerophosphatase activity
Source: RefSeq, a predicted model, not a curated record